GCCGCCUGAGUUGUGCUGUCACCGCUGCCAUGACUUCGCGACCCGUCACUCUCGGUAUCGACUUGGGCACCACGUCCGUAAAGGCCGCCCUCUUGGAGGCUGCACCCGGCCACCCAUCCGGGUUCGUGGUGCUGGCGAGCUGCGCCCGGGCUGCGGGGGCAGAGACCGAGAGCGCGGCUGCCGGACCCCAGGGGCGGGAGCAGGAUGUGACUAGAAUCAUCCAAGCUCUAAAUGAAUGCCUUGAUGCCCUUCCCCCGAGGCAGCUCCAGAGAGUCGGGGCCAUCGGAGUGUCAGGACAGAUGCAUGGCAUCCUAUUUUGGAAAACAGGCCAAGGCUGUGAAUGGACAGAGAGAGGGUCUGCCCCUGUAUUUGAACCCAGAGCCGUGAGCCAUUUGGUCACAUGGCAGGAUAACCGUUGUAACAGUGGUUUCCUGGCUUCUCUGCCCAAGCCAGCAUCCCAUCUCAGCGUGGCCACAGGAUUCGGCUGUGCAACCAUCUUCUGGCUUUUGAAAAACAGCCCGGAGUUUCUGAAGUCCUAUGACGUGGCUGGCACCAUUCAAGACUAUGUGGUUGCUAUGCUGUGUGGCUUGCCAAGACCCCUGAUGUCUGACCAGAACGCUGCUAGCUGGGGCUAUUUUAACACCCAGAGCCAGAGCUGGAACUCGGACAUACUGCAAAUGGCAGGUUUUCCUACCCACCUUCUCCCCGACAUUGCAGAGCCAGGCAGCUUGGCAGGCAGAACUUCUCACACGUGGUUUGAAAUCCCAGCAGGGACGGAGGUGGGCGUAGCCCUGGGUGACUUACAAGCCUCUGUCUAUUCCUGCAUGGGCCAAAGGACUGAUGCAGUUCUCAACAUCAGCACCUCGGUCCAGCUGGCAGCCUCCAUGCCCGUGGGGUUCCAGCCACCGCAGACUCCGGAUCCUGCAGCCCCAGUCGCCUUCUUCCCUUACUUCGACAGGACCUACCUAGGCGUGGCAGCGUCACUCAACGGAGGCAAUGUGCUGGCCACGUUUGUCCACAUGCUUGUUCAGUGGAUGACAGACCUAGGUCUGGAGGUUGAAGAAUCCACUGUCUAUUCACGCAUGAUCCAGGCGGCUGCACAGCAGAAAGAUACCCAUCUCACCAUCACCCCAACAGUGCUGGGGGAGAGGCACCUGCCAGACCAGCUGGCCUCUGUGACUAGAAUCUCCUCCUCUGACCUUUCCCUGGGCCAUGUGACCCGGGCCCUAUGCAGAGGCAUUGUUCAGAACCUGCACUCCAUGCUUCCUUUUCAACAGCUCCAAGAGUGGGGUGUGGAACGGGUGGUGGGGAGUGGAAGUGCAUUGUCCAGGAAUGAGGUCCUGAAGCAGGAGGUCCAGAGGGCAUUUCCUUUCCCAGUGUGCUUUGGGCAGGAUGUAGAUGCAGCCUUCGGGGCAGCUUUGGUCAUGCUCCGGAGAGACAUCAGCUAGAAGGAGCCUUAGUUCUUCAAGCUCGUUGCCUUAAGGAAAUGCUGGGAAUCUUACCUAAUUGACAAUGUCAUCAUGAUCUCUGGGUUGUCCUUUUCUGGGAUGGUUCUGUGGGCAGACUGUAAAUUAUACUUGAUCUUGAGGUGCUAUCUAGACUGAUAAAGAUCUUCCCUUCAGGGCAUAUGGUAAUCAUACAGCCAGGAAGCUCUAACCAGACCCCAAGCUAGUGCCUUCCAAGAAUAGGAUCUUCCGAGAGCUGAUUGCAAUUGCAGAUGUGGGGGGAGGAGAGCAAGGGAGGGAAGAAAAUGGGAUGAGGGAGAGGAAGAAAGAAACAAACAGCUUCCUGGUCACUAGGCUCGGCUGUGAUUCAGUCAUAGACAGAAGGAAAAGAAAGAUGACUUAUGCAGCCAUGGCUCCAGCUAAGCAAAGAAGACCUGGUUUAUGCCCAGCGUUUGGACUGGUCCAGUUUUGUGUCAAAUGCAUUACUGGAAAAAUCCUCCCUGCCCUGUUGUAGCAGGUGGCUGGAGUCUCCUCUCCUAGUCUUGGGAAAUAGAAGGAUCCUUACUUAGUUCAGCAAGUUCCUUGUCUAAAGGAAUGCUGGGAACCUCAUCUAACCAGUCAGCUUGAUAGCCCUGUCAGUUGAAGGGACCAGCUAUAGCAUGUUCUCCAGUCAGAGAGAGAUCGAAGACAUGAAGCAACACGCAUUGGAGGAGGAAGCCAAGGUCUGUGUGCUUGCCUUGCUGUGUGCUUCAGGAAACGUGCUGCACCAUGGUUACCUCGAGUCCUCUCAACACAACCGGCUUAAAGGCACGUCCCAGAGAAGGGAAGGCAGGUGGCACGAACAGCUAAAGGGACCACAGAGCACUGUGACCAACACCGUCUGACAGACUGUUUUCAAGAUGGCAGCAAGGCACCCUAGCCCCUUUCUAUGACUAUGUAUGGCCACCUGUCUCCCUAACCCCUGCUACAAGAGGUGACCAGUUUCAUGAGAGAACCCUUAACCCACAGGUCCCACCCCUUUCUCCAUGGUGAAGAUCUUGCUGGCCUCUGGUGGUUCUGGCCCAGCAGAAAUGUCCUGUUCAGAUGGGCAUGCAUCUAGGGUCAGAGAACCACCAGUCUUUCCACAUUACAGUACCUCCGAGGAGAGGGUCACCAUCACUGUGUCUACUCCUAGACUCCUAAAGUACCCAAGGCUCGGAGGCACCUGUGACUUUUGGGGAGAAACCAUGUUGUCUCUUUGUAAGAGUCAUUUUAUAAGGAAUAUUAUUGUGGUAACCCCUUUGAUGAAUUUACCUCCCACUGCUGGCUAUCUGAAUAAAUUUCAUUUUUUUUCCA
This is a messenger RNA of Rattus norvegicus (Norway rat), 2780 nucleotides long. It is a transcript of the gene Shpk, whose product is annotated as sedoheptulokinase. The coding region runs from base 30 to 1448 and encodes 472 amino acids. NCBI's taxonomy places the organism in Eukaryota, Metazoa, Chordata, Mammalia, Rodentia, Muridae. The record is from RefSeq and is marked provisional. Gene Ontology annotation, cellular component: cytoplasm. Gene Ontology annotation, molecular function: kinase activity; sedoheptulokinase activity. The transcript has 7 exons. Gene Ontology annotation, biological process: pentose-phosphate shunt; carbohydrate metabolic process; cellular response to lipopolysaccharide.